Messenger RNA from Ruditapes philippinarum (Manila clam), 3577 nucleotides. Its product is annotated as E3 ubiquitin-protein ligase XIAP-like. Gene Ontology annotation, cellular component: cytoplasm; nucleus. The transcript is spliced from 7 exons. NCBI's taxonomy places the organism in Eukaryota, Metazoa, Mollusca, Bivalvia, Venerida, Veneridae. Gene Ontology annotation, biological process: regulation of cell cycle; positive regulation of protein ubiquitination; negative regulation of apoptotic process. Gene Ontology annotation, molecular function: ubiquitin protein ligase activity; cysteine-type endopeptidase inhibitor activity involved in apoptotic process. Bases 1017 to 1847 code for a protein of 276 amino acids. The record is from RefSeq and is a predicted model, not a curated record.
CUUAAAAUGCAUAAAAAUGUGAAAAUUUUACGGUUUAAUGCUUAAUUUGAAACUGACACUAGAUCUAAAUUGUAUUUGUGUGAAACUUGUAUGAUUCGAAACCUGGGAUUCCAUUAAAAUAGCACGAAAUGGUGACGUCAUUUUUGAUAAUGGAUGAUCUUUUUAGAUCGAUUUUAAAGGAAUUUAUUUUUUACAGAUACGACUUCGUAUUCGGGUAAAAUUAAACAUCAUUAAUUUAUUUAAUCUUUAAUGUCAAUGAGAGAAGAUUCAAAAUAUCUAUAAACAUGUCACGUGAAAAAUUGUAUUUGCAGCAGAUUUGCAACAUUUCUACUAAUUGAACGCUUUAAGCUAAACAUAAGUGGAGAGAUGAAGUUGUUAAAGGUGCUAUUUCUUUCUAAAUUUGGAGUUAGUUAACGACAUCAUCAAACUAGUAAAUUAAACGAAAUAACUGAAAUCGAAAGAAGGAGUAUUAAAUCUCCCGACCGUCCGUGUCAAAAAUAAGAACAUUGGAAUUCACAAAAAGAUAGACACUACGUAGAAUACAGCAAGGACCAAAACUAUUACAUGCAAUGUAUUCCAAACGUCAUUUUUACCAUGGGAUCUAUGGUGCCUUCAAAAUCAAAGUGUAAUUCUAAACACAUAACGUUAGUUUCGCAAUCAAAACAGCUUGUUAUUACCUAUAUUGUUUCCUUUUGUCACCGCUAUUUAAAAGCAGCGCAACAUUUCGUUCCAACAAACAUAUUUGAGGCUAAUGCUUGCCAUCAAUAUACAAGUAGAACAGAUGCUACACAUCCGAUGUUAAACAGCAGGACAAUAGACAGGGGUGCUCAUAUUCGCCGACGUCAAUACUUUGUAGUUUAAAAACAAAACAAAAGCUGAUGUGAUACACUGAAUGUAUUGUUUAUCAAAGUAUAAUUAUGUGGUGUUUGUUGUUCAAUAUUUCAAACAGAUUUUAAACGUUUUAAAUAAUGUGAUUUCUUCAAUUAUUUUAAAUAGUGUAUAUUUAGUCGUUUAAAAUGGAGAAGAAAUUUGCAAAUUAUGCAACAGGUAAACCCAUGAAGAAAAGAGAUGAGAAUUCGGAGAAAAAUUUAACUCAGUUUUCGGAUAGCGAUGGUAAUCAUAUGUAUAUGCAACAACACACUGCAACGGAUGUCGAAGCAGAAAUUGGUCGACAACAGUCAGCCGUAUGUGCGUCUGCAAAACCGAAACGACAGACUAAAUCACUGAUACCAUCUUCUGUAUUGGGGACAAAUGAUACAUACCUAAGACAAAGUCCAUCACCUUUAAACACGUCCAACUAUCGAAACAUAAAAAAUGCCUCAAACACAUCUGGUUCAGGAGAGCACACGCAUGACCGCCAAGGACGUAAACAGGAAAAAGGCAAUCCACCCUACUAUUUGAAUUACAAAACAUACGAGGCAAGACUGUCUUCAUUCAAACACUGGCCGAAACAGAUCCGACAGACCAAAGAAGAAAUGGCUGAAGCUGGUCUUUUUUAUACGGGUCUUCACGACUUAGUCCGAUGCUUCCAUUGCGGCGGGAAAAUGUGUAAGUGGGACGCCAAUGACGACGUAUGGGGCGAGCAUGCUCGAUUUUAUCCCCUGUGCAUGCAUGUAAAGACGCAAAAAGGAGAUAACUUUAUUGCAUGGAUACAAUCGACUGCCAAUGCGGAGUAUGCAACACACGAGAAGGAUCAAAAUCGUGUAGGACAUUUAGAAGAAACUAGGGAAGAACUCCUCAAGAUGGGUUUCAGUGAUGCUAAUUUCAAUUAUGCACGUCGUCAUCUUAACAGCUUGGGUAUUGACAAUCCGGACCUGAGGGAAGUGAUUCGUGUUUUAUGUGAUUAAAGAAACAAAACAAUGUGAAUUUAGGAGGGUAAAGUGGGGCCAAUAUCUAGCUAAAUUUAAGAUAUUGGUCAGUAACAAAGGAGGUAAAAGUCCUAAAAUCAGUUACACGAACAUUCAGUGCAAUGCGACAUAUAUAUUAUAAAACUUAUUCACCACAUGUCUUUCUUUGUAAACAAAAAAAAAUGAAGAAAUUCAGAACAGCUUGUUAGUGAAAGGCUGUCUCCGAUAUUUAUGACCUUAUUCAAAGGACAUUCACGUCAUUAACGCUAAAACACUCGUGGUUGGGGGGGGGGGAGAUAAUUUCGUGUUUUAAUGUAUUUGACUUUUUAAGAUUUUUAAGUAUAGUUCAUGAUCAUACAUGUGUAAGGAUGCAAAACCUUUGCAACAAUCAUGCCUUUGACCGAAUUUUAUUUCAACUGUUCUGCUCUUAGGAUUGUGUGCUUUGGUGUACGAAAUAAACAAGAAUAAAAGGAUAAGGCGUAUAGUUGUCAUGAGGCAAUCAGGCAGAGUAAAAAACAAUAACGCCAUUGGCUUGAAACGUUUUCUUUGUGAAAAGAUAUUGACGCUUACUGGCGUCAUUUUUACGUGACACGACCAGCACGCUGUUAUACCUUACGCCAUAGAGUUUAUGUAGAUUUGUUAUAAUUAUUUUAAUGCGUGAAGGUGAAAUAUUGUUGCCCAUUUUUUAAUAAAUAGAAGGUAUUGAUUGUCUUGUAGAUCUAAUUCAAUACUGAAAUUAUUGAACCUGGUUCAAUAAAUCUAGUAAUGAAGCUACACGAAUAGAUCUAUACUAUUCUAUUCAUCUCAUACCCAGUACAGUCCGAAGAACCACAUUUUUAAAUUUACGGAGUCGCAAAAGCGGCAAGGAUAUGUGAUAAAGCACAAGCACGAGUAUCGGACCUGGGAAGAAAAAAUAUGACCAUCAGAUUGGAAAAAAAAACCUUCGUUCAUCUUAAAUGUGUCAAGAAACAAAAAAAAAUGUAAAAUAUGACCCCCUUUAAAAAUAUACUAUAAGUUAAGAGUAACUUAACUUAUGACUCUUAACUAUAACUCUUAACUAAUAGUAUAUUUUAAAGGGGUUUUCAAUAACUUUUUACAUGUGUCUUCCGCGUAACGACAUGCGCUCUCAUUCAUGACGUCUUCAAAUAAUGACGUCACCUUGUUCUUGUUGAACAUUCUGUACAGUUUCACGAAUGUUGAACAAAAAACAUUACGUACACUAACUAGGUGUGCAUUUUAUCGAAGGGAAAAAAUCAUUUUGUUUCAUUCAAAUUUAUGUUACACAUUUUACCAUAUGAUAAUGGAAAAUAUUCAUGAAUGUGCUAUUCUAUUUUCGUUGAUAUCAUAAAUAGAAAAUAUUGUAUGAGUAGGUUUAAUACUGAAUUUAUUGAACAAGUUCAAUAAAUUUGGUAUUGAAUCUUCACGAAUAUGAUAUUAUAUUUAUCACAAAUUCAAAAUAAAACAAAGAUAAAAAAAGUCAUUUUUCGUUGACGCGCCUAUUGUGUCACGCCAACAGUAGCGCGCUUUAUAACGUUGUUUGUAUAUAACAUAAAUGACGUCAAGUCAAAGUGUUAUUACACUAUGAAAAAAUGUAAUAUCGUUUAAUUACAUGAUUUUAUCACACACCUGUGCCGCUUAAAUUGCGAAUCCGUAAAAUGUUAUUGCACGACCGAGCAUAUAUGUGGCGUGACGUCAUUUGUGUUAUACAAACAUAGCGUUAAGAGACGAUA